AAUGGUCUUGGUGUGUCAGUGUCAGUUGUGGUGAUCCCGCCCCUUCCUGCGAAUCUUUAUAGCACUCUAACAUACACCCCGGCGUGUAAAGGGAAUCUAGUACUGAGUAUGGCAUAGUGUUUGAGAGAUUUGUAUGCGAUCUAACGAUGGCGGGACCAGGGGGCGUCCUAUAUACACAGAAGGAAUUCAGAAGCAAGAAGAGGGAAGUGUUUGAAGAUAUACUGGAAGAACGUCGGCAAUCCAGUGAUCUGAGAUAUGCAAUGAAAUGUUACACACCGGUUAUAUAUAAGAACCUCACUCCAUGCAAGCCAAGUGCCAUUAAGACUAUGGUUCUACAGUCUGAUCAACUGCAAUAUGUGAUCAAACAGUUAUCUCUGGAAUCUGGUGAGCUACCUGAAGUUAUUCAGGAUCAAGCAGUUGAAAUCCUGGAUGAAAUGGGUCACAAUUUACAGCUUGGUGCUGUCCGCUUGUUUGCCCUGAGCUUAAGCAAGAUCUUUAAAAGACUUUUCCGCAAAGUGUGUGUGAAUGAGGAAGGUAUCCAUAAAUUGACGCAAGCCAUUCAUGAACACCCAGUUGUACUGCUGCCCAGUCAUCGAAGCUACAUUGACUUUUUGAUGCUAUCUUAUAUACUGUACACAUAUGACUUGGCUCUUCCUGUCAUAGCUUCUGGAAUGGAUUUCAUGGGUAUGAAAAUUGUUGGAGAACUGUUGCGAAUGUCUGGCGCCUUCUUUAUGCGGCGCACAUUCCGAGGAAACAAGCUGUACUGGGCAGUGUUUGCUGAAUAUGUGAAAGCUAUGCUCCGGACUGGAUAUGCGCCAGUAGAAUUCUUUGUUGAAGGUCAAAGAAGCAGAACAUGCAAGACUUUAAAUCCAAAGUUUGGUCUUUUGAAUGUUGUGAUGGAGCCGUUCUUUAAAGGGGAAGUUUUUGACACGUACCUAAUUCCCAUCAGCAUCAGCUAUGAGAGGGUCCUUGAAGAAUCUCUCUAUUCAUAUGAGCUUCUUGGAGUGCCAAAACCAAAAGAAUCCACAUCUGGUUUGCUGAAGGCCAGAAGAGUUCUAAGUGAUAACUUUGGAAAUAUUCACGUAUCCUUUGGUCAGCCUAUGUCACUGAGGUCUCUGGCUACUGGGAGAAUAAACCGUUCCCAGUACAAUCUUAUACCCAGGCAUCUUCCCCAGCGACCUACAGAGGAUAUGCAGUCUUUCGUUUCUGAUGUGGCCUAUAAAGUAGAACUUCACCAAAUAGCCAACAUGGUACUGAGUCCUGGAGUCUUGAUAGCAGCCAUUUUGUUGCAGAAUUUGUCAGGGAUUUCCUAUAAUGUUUUAGUCGAAAAGACCCUUUGGUUGAAAGAUUUAAUAGGAGCAUUUGGAGGAUGUCUUGACUGGCCAGAUAACCUGUCUGCUAGCAGAGUGGUCCGCUACAGCCUUGAUCUCCACUCAAACUUUGUAGACCUGGUUGAUGGGCAGGUGUUUUUAGCUGAGCACAGACACACUGGUGUGCUGACUGAAGAGCUGGUGUUCAAACGAGCAGUCCCUGUUCUCACGUGUGCCUCCUACAGAAACCAGAUGUUAAAUGCGUGUGUGCGGCCCGCACUGGUGGUCCUUGCAAGUAAUGUUGCUCAGAGUGUAAGAAAAGACGACGUUUACAAAUCAUUUUAUUUCAUGAGGAAUAUUUUUUCAAAGGAAUUCAUAUUUUUCCCUGGUUUUGAAGAGAAGGAUUUUGAAGAAGGUUGCUUUCUGCUGGCACAGUGUGAUAUCAUUCAAGCAACAUCUCAUGAAAUUGUGAUUACUGAGAAAGGAAGCUCUGCCGCCCUGUUUUUAUCAAGAAUGUUCCAGCCCUUUCUUGAAGGCUACCAGUUAGCGUGCAUGUAUCUAGCAAAAGAAGUUUCUGACACGUUUACGGAAAAGCAGCACGUUACUCAAAUGAGAAGUUUUAUUUCUCAGUGUAUUGUAGGAGGGGACACCAAAUGUUAUGAAGCGUUAUCAUCUGAUAUGCAAAAAAACACACUUUCUUCCUUUGUACAACAAGGAAUUGUAAAGUGUAUUAAAACGGCUACCGAGAUUAGUUAUGUGGUAGACAAGAAAGCAACGAAGGAAGCUGCAGAGCAACUUGGACUGCUGUUACCAACAGAAACUGUCCCAUUGUCCCGGCUUUAGUAAUCCAGAAAGUGCUGGGCCAAUUCACUACUUCAGCUGUUUUCUUCAUACUGUGGUUCCACCUUUGACAGCAGUCAUCAUUAAAAGUCAAAGGAACUUUUUUUAGAAUGCCACAGUACAACCAUUUUGACUGUUUUAUAGCUACGGUUUUCUUGGGCAUUUCAUCCAAGCACAUUCAAAAGCUAUGAAAGUCAUUUCUUUAUUGAACAAAAAUAUCACCAUUUUGCAACCCCUGUGUCAUUGUGAACAGGAAGAUUCUCUCAAUGAAAAUUUUGCAAUGCCAAUGAAACAGAGUCUUGAACAAUUUUUUUUUUUCCGUGCGAUGUACAACAAUUGUUUUCUGUUUGUUUUUUUAAAUGAUAAACCCAUCUAUUAAGUUAAGGGAUUAAUUGCACUUAAAAUAUGUUACAUUAUUUACCAAGAGUGGUUGUAAUAAAACUCAAAAUAGUACUUAUACAAAUAAAAUACUAAAGCAGUAAUAAACAAGAAUUAAAAAUAUUUGCACUGUUGGAGCAAAAAUCAAUAUGCCAUGGGCUGAACAGGUCAACCCUAAACUGUACUGAAAUAUAACAGCUCAGGUUUUUGCUACCGUUACAAGAUUUCCCAAAAUGCAUUUUCCUGUCAGCAAUCCCUGUUUGAUAUGCUGCUUUAUGUUUCUUCAUUUCCUUUGUCUUUGUAAAAACUGUUGUUUGGAAAACCAUAAAAUAUGAAAGCUAAAUAAAAAGAAAUACGUUUGUUCUUAA
Bombina bombina (fire-bellied toad) is the source of this 2896-nucleotide messenger RNA. It is a transcript of the gene GNPAT, whose product is annotated as glyceronephosphate O-acyltransferase. Lineage: Eukaryota; Metazoa; Chordata; Amphibia; Anura; Bombinatoridae. Gene Ontology annotation, cellular component: mitochondrial membrane; peroxisome; peroxisomal membrane. Gene Ontology annotation, biological process: ether lipid biosynthetic process. The record is from RefSeq and is a predicted model, not a curated record. Bases 147 to 2153 code for a protein of 668 amino acids. Gene Ontology annotation, molecular function: glycerone-phosphate O-acyltransferase activity. The transcript is spliced from 16 exons.